Micromonas pusilla CCMP1545 is the source of this 186-nucleotide messenger RNA. RefSeq lists its product as uncharacterized. Lineage: Eukaryota; Viridiplantae; Chlorophyta; Mamiellophyceae; Mamiellales; Mamiellaceae. The transcript has a single exon. The annotation marks the transcript as partial. The record is from RefSeq and is a predicted model, not a curated record.
GACGUGUGGGCGACGAAGCCGCCGUGGUGCCAGCCGUGGACGAUCGUGAUGACCGGGGCGAUGAUCGUGUGCGCGCCGACGGCGGUCUUCGGGUGGAAGUGGGCGAGCGCGUUUCUGACGCUGCCGAUCGGGGCGUGGUGGUUCGCGUUUUUGAUCGCGUACCCGAAGCAGUUCAGGGAGUACGUG